GCCCGGCCCGGCCGGGGCGCCGCGAGUGCGGCACGGCCUCCGCAGGCGGGAGCAACGCCAUGGAGAGCACCAUGGAUUUCCAAGCGACUGCGUCGGCAGCCCCUGAUUUCGGCAGUGAGGAAGCCCCAGAGCCGCCGGCCAUGGACACGGAGCAAGGGCCUUUGGUGCAGCCCAGUGCUCCUGAGCACAGCGUGGGCGACGUGCGGCUGGAGGGGCCCCCCUUCGUCACCCUGCACUCCAGCCACAGGUCCGGGCAGGACCUGCCUCUCCCCAGGAGUCGACAGAGGAGCCCGGGGCCCAUCCCAGAGUCUGCUUCAGCUUCGGACCUUAAAGGAGGUGGGGGCACGCAAGCUGAGCUUUGUGAGGAUUUGGGAAGAGAAAUGGAGGAGGAAGAGGUGACAGGGCCGCAGGUCACUGCAAACUGGAAACCAAAUGCAGGGAGCGCGUCCCAGGAGACAGCCCCCCCCCGAGCCCCGAGCAGUGGUGAUCUGGCGGGCAUGGAGCUGGACGAGGCACCCGAGGCCAGCGCUUGCCUGGGUGGGGACAAAUGGGUCGAGAAUGUGGAGGAUGAGCCCUCGGAGCUCCAGGGCCUGCUAGCCCAGCUCCAGACCCUCAGCACUAACAUCUGCGAUGACUUGCCCGCCCCGAAGCAGGGACCAUCGCUCUCUUCGAACACCAGCGCUGUCCCUGCGAUGGGCGAGCGGAGCCCGCGGGGUUAUGGAGAGUGCCAGGGCAAAUGCCGGCCCUGCCCACUGCAUGUAGCCACAGGCAGAGGCCUGGAGACGCGGCCCUGCUGUGCCCAGCACUCGGCCUGCUCCCGGCCUUGCCACGGCCUGCUCUUUGCUGAGGUCGAUCGGGAGGACUUGCUGAGCCUCCUGUGCUAUGAGGGGGGGCUGCCAGAGGCCAGCACUGAGACACCCCUGGCCCGUUCUGACAUCCUGGCUGGGACUAAUCUGGAGAUGCUGCAGGCUCAAGAAGAACCAGCCACUCUGGAUGCACCUGAAGCACUGGGGAGGCCAGAGAGCUCAGAGGAAGGAUGUUCUGGUGGCUGGUAUUAUGGAGAGGGGCUCUGUGAGGUCCACUCCACCUGCGUGGACAACCAGGACAGCUCCCCAGAGGCAGCGUGGGUGGCCCUGUCCUCUACUCCAGCCCAGGAGGCAGAGCAGCCACCCAAAGGCAGCAUGGCUAAUAAGGAAUCCUGCUCCUCCUGUCCAGCCUUCAAAGAGGUUCCAGGCCCCUGUGACCCAGAGGAUCUGCUGGAUGGUGUGAUCUUCGGGGCAAAGUAUCUGGGCUCCACACAGCUUGUCUCAGAGAGGAAUCCCCCGACUAGUGUCCGCAUGGCACAGGCCCAAGAGGCCGUGGACAGGAUCAAGGCACCGGAGGGGGAGUCCCAGCCGAUGACGGAGGUGGACUUGUUUGUCUCCACGCAGAGGAUCAAGGUGCUUACAGCUGACACGCAGGAGGCCAUGAUGGAUCACUCCCUGCAGACCAUCUCCUACAUCGCUGACAUUGGCUCUCUUGUGGUGCUCAUGGCUCGCCGGAAACUGCCCCGACGGGCGGAAGCCGCAGAGGAAAAGCGGCUCUACAAGAUGAUCUGCCAUGUCUUCCACUCAGCUGAUGCCCAGAUCAUUGCUCAGGCCAUCGGGCAGGCCUUUGGCGUGGCCUAUCAGCGCUUUCUGGAGGCCAACAGCAUCAACCCGAGUGAGUUGAGCCCUCGCCAGUACAGCCGUGCCCUCGAGGACCAGGAGCACUACAACACGGAGCUGACCCACUUCUCCAGGCAGGAGAACUGCAAGGAUGUCUGCAUCCGGAAGCAGAAGGGGGAGAUCCUGGGCAUCGCCGUUGUGGAGUCAGGCUGGGGCUCCAUCCUGCCCACUGUCGUCAUCGCCAACCUCAUGCACGGGGGCCCUGCGGAGAGGUCAGGCGAGCUGAGCAUUGGGGACCGCCUCAUGUCUGUCAACGGGACAAGCCUGGUGGGGCUGCCCCUCGCCACCUGCCAGAGCAUCAUCCGGGAACUGAAGCACCAGACAGAGGUGACAUUGAACAUAGUGCACUGUCCCCCUGUCACCACUGCUGUCAUCCGGCGCCCUGACUCCAAGUACCAGCUGGGCUUCUGCGUUGAGAAUGGCGUGAUUUGCAGCCUGAUGCGCGGGGGCAUUGCGGAAAAAGGCGGCAUCCGUGUGGGGCACCGCAUCAUCGAGAUCAAUGGGCAGAGCGUGGUGGCAACACCGCAUGAGAAGAUCAUCCAGAUCCUCACGCAGGCCGUCAGUGAGGUCCACAUCAAGACGAUGCCAGCGUCCACGUACCGCUUGCUGACAGGGCAGGAGCAGCCCAUCUUUCUCUGAGCUGUUGGCUGUGCCUGGUUUUUCACUGUACGUGCCUGGGACUGGGCAGGAGUGAGCUUGGUGCUGCGAGGGUAGGACGUGCUCUGCCUCAGCACUGUCAUUAGAGCCCUCUGGCCUCCAGCAGGGCCUUAUCCUGCGCCUCUUCAGUUUUACUCAGGACUCAGCAGGAGACUCUGAGGGCAUGACCCAGCCUGAGCAGUGUUUGGGCAUGAGGUGCCAUGGUUUGGGCCUGUGAUCCUUCUCCUCCACCUCUGUUCACCCAUCUCUGUUUCACCGUGGCUGCGCGGUGCCUGUUCCACUGCUUCGCACAAUCCCUCGCCUUGGCUUGGUGCUGGUAGGAGGAGUGGGGACCCGGCAGGAAGUGUUGCCCCAUCCCCUCGCUCCCCAAUAGUGCUUUUCGCUCACCGAUGGUGCCUUUCCUCAUAAAGGGACGGUGCUUGAGCACAGCUCUUGGGGCUUGUCCUGGGCAGUCCCAAGCAGUGCUGCACUCUUCGCAGCAGCGUGUGGGCACCCCCCAAGGUGGGAGCUCUCAGAUUCAGCCUUAUUUGCAGCAGGACCCUCAACAGCUGCUUUUCCUCCCCAGCUUUGCCAGGGGCCCGUUGGGGUGCACAGUCCCUGUUAGACCUGUUGCGCUGUGCCUGGAAACUACCUCUGCCUCCCCAGGAGUGCCUUUAACCACUCUGCACGCACUGCCCGGCACCCCCAAGGGCACGGGGUCCCAGCCCUCAGGGCUGUCCCUCCGCACAGCGAAAACAUGGUGCUGCCCAGCGCUGCUCUUGUCCCGGGUGGUGACGUGAGCCCCCCGCCAAGGCAGCGUCCUUGCAACUGGGUCCUGGCAUAGAGAUGAGGACUUCCCAGGGAUGCCUCUUCCAUGAGUGGUUUCCUGGACCCAUUUGGCCCAGGCAGCGCUGACAUGACUUUGCCCCUGUGCUUGGUUGAUGUAAAAAUAAAAGUUUUGGGAGAUA
Rhea pennata is the source of this 3310-nucleotide messenger RNA. It is a transcript of the gene APBA3, whose product is annotated as amyloid beta precursor protein binding family A member 3. The coding region runs from base 60 to 2345 and encodes 761 amino acids. Gene Ontology annotation, cellular component: dendritic spine; plasma membrane; cytoplasm. Gene Ontology annotation, biological process: chemical synaptic transmission. The transcript is spliced from 11 exons. Gene Ontology annotation, molecular function: amyloid-beta binding; protein binding. Lineage: Eukaryota; Metazoa; Chordata; Aves; Rheiformes; Rheidae. The record is from RefSeq and is a predicted model, not a curated record.